Molecule: messenger RNA, 2474 nt
Organism: Parathielavia appendiculata
Lineage: Eukaryota; Fungi; Ascomycota; Sordariomycetes; Sordariales; Chaetomiaceae
Product: MTHFR-domain-containing protein
Exons: 1
Coding region: 216-2297 (693 amino acids)
Biological process (GO): tetrahydrofolate interconversion
Cellular component (GO): cytosol
Molecular function (GO): methylenetetrahydrofolate reductase [NAD(P)H] activity; FAD binding
Source: RefSeq, a predicted model, not a curated record
UUCCUCUACAGGUUCUUCGGCAGCCACCUUGGACUUUAUCCGUACCCGCAGAGUAGAAAAGGGUGCCUACUCUCCGUCUCAAUUGAAUUCUCUCAAUUGAUUAUAUAGAGAUUGAUUCAAACGUCGAGUAUCUUCGACUUGUCAUACACAGUCCUCCAGCAGGUCCCUCCGAUCGUUCCAACCUCUGUAUUCGAACCCCACUACACACCACACCCAUGGGCGAACUCCUUCCCAGCUUGGAACUACCCCCAGAGGCCGUCAAGAACCGCGCAAUGGAGAAGAUAACAGACAAGAUCGCGGCUUUGCCCGCGGGGCAAGAUUACUUCUCGCUCGAGUUCUUCCCUCCCAAGACCGCCAUGGGCUUUUCCAACCUUCGAGGUCGCCUCGAUCGCAUGGCAAGGGCCUUGCGCCCGCUCUUUGUCAACGUCACCUGGGGCGCAGGAGGCUCGACGGCGACCAAGUCCCUCGAGCUCGCCGAGAUCUGCCAGAGGGAGCUGGGGCUCACGACAUGUCUGCACCUUACCUGCACCAACAUGAGCCGCCGUCUCAUUGACAAGGCUCUCGACGACGCAAAGGCCCUCGGCGUCCGCAACAUUCUCGCUCUGAGAGGAGACCCACCGCGGCGGGCCGAGUACCGCGACAUCAACGAUUCGGAGCCCGAGGAAGAAGAGGAGUUCUCGUGGGCCGUCGACCUCGUCCGCUACAUCCGCAAGACGCACGGGGACUACUUCUGCAUCGGUGUCGCCGCAUACCCCGAGGGCCACGCCGACGAGAGCCACCCACUGGGCCAGAGCCUGGAGCACGACCUGCCGUACCUGGUGGACAAGACACAGGCCGGCGCCGACUUCAUCAUGACACAGCUGUUCUUCGACAUUGAAGCGUACAGGCACUUUGAGAAGACGCUGCGCGAGCACCCAAGCGGCGCCUUCAAGGACAUCCCCAUCCUUCCCGGUCUCAUGCCAAUUCAAAGCUACCAGAUGAUCAAGCGGACCACAAAACUCAGCCACGCCAAGAUUCCCGGUGCUCUCAUGGCGCGGUUAGAUGCGGUCAAGGGCGACGACGAGAAGGUGAAGGAGGUGGGCGUGGAUAUCCUGAGCGAAAUCGUGGAGCAGAUCAGGGAGAUCAAGAGCAGGACCGAGGGGCCCAGGGGCUUCCACUUUUACACACUCAACCUAGAAAAGGCCGUCUCGUUCAUCGUCGAGCGUACGGGUCUGAUUUCCCCCGUAACCCCCGACGGGGAAGAAAUAGCCGUGGCACAAAACCCGCUGCCCGAAAUCCGGCUCCUGCGCGUCAACGGGUCGACCCCUGAUCAAUCCUCGCACGAACCCCUGCGGCGCAAAGCGUCUGUCGGUUCCGACCCCCGCGACCGGGUCAUUGUUCCGGGCCGAUCCACCUCCCACCCGGAUUGGGAGGCCACGGCGCUCGAGGCGAGCGUACCCGCCGAGCCGAUCAACUCGCGCGCCAACACGCUAGCCAUAUCCGAAGGCGAGGGCGUGCUCGGGCGCGAGGCGACGUGGGACGACUUCCCCAACGGGCGGUGGGGCGACGCGCGGUCGCCGGCCUACGGCCAGAUCGACGGCUACGGCGUCAGCCUGCACGUUACGGUCGCGCAGGCGCGCCAGCUGUGGGGCACGCCGACUUCACCGGACGACGUCAGCGCCAUUUUCAUCCGUCACCUGCGCGGCGAGCUAACCACCAUACCCUGGAACGAAGAGAGCUUCAGCGCCGAGACGGACCAGAUCCGCGACCGGCUGGUGGCCCUCAACGCCAAGGGCUGGUGGACGCUCGCGUCGCAGCCGGCGGUGAAUGGGCUGCGCUCCGACGACCCGACGUUUGGCUGGGGACCGCAGAACGGGUUCGUGUUCCAGAAGGCAUUUGUCGAAUUCUUUUGCCCGAGCAAGGACUGGAGAGUGCUCGAGGAGAGGCUGACGCAGCCUGGGAUGAGGGACGUCGUGUGCUUUUACGCGACGAACGUGAAGGGGGAUUUUGUCAGCUCCGACACCGCGCUGCCGCCGCCGCCGGCGGGAGGAGGAGGUGGUGAGGCGAGCACAAAUGCCGUUACCUGGGGGGUGUUCCCCGGCAAGGAGAUUGUCACGCCCACCAUCAUCGAGGAGGUCAGUUUCCGCGCGUGGAGCGAGGAGGCGUUUGGGAUCUGGCGCGAGUGGGCAAAGAUCUAUGAGCCCGGGUCCGAAAGCGAGAGGUUCUUGGAAAGUGUCAGGGUGGAUGCGUGGUUGGUAAAUAUCAUCCAUCAUGACUUUGUCGAUGCUGAUGCUCUGUGGGAGUUUUUGUUAAAAUGAGAAGUGGUUGGGUGGGCUAAGGGGCGUAGCAUGUAGUGUUUGGCGACGGAGAUAAGUGGGCGCAUUGCAGACUCUGGCAAAAAGGGGGCGAAGGGUUAGUGUAUGACAGCCUGGACUGGCCUUGGUAUUUACAAGGUCGGCGCUGCAACUGCGGACAAUCUAUCCAGUGCAUCUACG